CUCCUCAGUUUCCAUAGUGACCACAGUUCCAUUUAGACGCGGAUAGAAUGAUUUGACGUUCCUGGUUAGAAAACCGGUUAGCAAAGUAUUCAAAACACAGACAAACACAGUGUUUGAAACAGAAACACGGCCCGUCUGCCUCUGUUUCCUGAAGCUGCUAGCUAGACCAUGGAUGUCAGUCAAGAAGACCUGAGCAAACUGAGCAUCAAUAACUCCUCUGAUGAUAUUGAAUUAGAUCAUUCUUAUCAGGAAGACUUUUACUCAUCUGCUGAUGAAGAGCAUGCUGAUGAAGAUGAUGUUUCAGAUAAAAUCCCAGAAUCAAUGCUCAAAUAUUUUGAAGCCUCCGAGAACAGAGCAAGUCAGUUUGAAAAGCUCAUCCUUGAGGACAAUGAAGAUGAUGAUUCUGGAGCGGCUGAGGUGUAUUCCAUCAUUUCAAGUCGUUCUGAAGACCUUUUAAUGGAACUGGCCUCUGACUUAGGCCUACACAAGGACCCUGUGAAGUUAAAAGAACAAGUCAUGUUCGAGAUGGAGGAUGAGAAGUUGAAAACUAUCCCCAACAAGGCCUGCCCUCACACUGUAUCUGACAGUGACAUUACAGACAGAGUGCCACACAACAGUGAGGAUGAUAUUGAAUGUGAUGCAUAUUUAAGGUCUGAAAAGCAACUCAGUUUGGAACUGAAAACUUUGGAGCGUAAGUUGAAAGAGGUGGAUGAGAGGAGAAUUGUGGAAUACGAGGAGGAGCGAAAGAAGGAGCAGAAUGAGCAGAGAGAAAAGGAGGAGUGGAGGAAACGCAGACAGAGAGACUUUGAGGAGGAGCUGAGGCAGAUAGAAGAGGGCAAUAGGCAUCGCCCUACAGGCAUGGAGGAGAUGAGAGAAAGAGAGGCAGAAGAGAAGCUUCAACAAGAGUUGCUCAAACAGCAGGAGCUGAUCAGCAGCCUCCAGAGACAGAUGGAGGAGGAGAGGAGGGCCUUUGAGAAGGUGCAGGAGGAAAAGAGGAGGAAGACCCACCAGUCUCGAUGUAGGGCGGCCAUCACUAUCCAGACUGCCCUCAGAGGCGUCCUGGCACGCCGGUGGACCAGGGCUGAGCUCCACCGCAGAAGAGAGGAACAAAGGAGGUGUGAGGAGGAGAGGAGCAGGAGGAAGGAGAGGGAGGAGAGGUGGAGGAGGGAACAGGAGGAGCAGCGGCUGAAGCAGGAAAAGGAAAACAGAAGGAGAGAGUUGGAGGAGCAAGCACUGAAGAGGAGGAGCUUAGAGUAUGAGAGAGCCAAAGAAGAGGAUCGAGUCCGUAUGGAGAGAGAGAGACAGGAUGAGGAGGACAGGAGAAAGAGGGAGGAGGAGGAGAACAGAAAAGAGGGAGAGAGAAGAAAAAGGGAGGAGAAGAGAAAGAAGCAUGAAGAAGAGGAGAAGAGAAAGAAAGAAGAGAAGAGAAAGAAAGAAGAGGAGAAGCGAAAGAAGGAGGAGAGGAGAGAGAAGGAGGAGCAGAUUAGGGAGGAGAAAGACAAGCAAGAAAGGGAGGAGGAGCGGAGAAAAAGACAGGAGGAAAAGGAGAAUGAAAGGAAAAGCAAAGAGGAGGAAGAGAUUAGGAUGGAAUCAGAUGAGAGGAAACCAAAGAGCCUGCAAAAGCUGGAGACAGGCAUAGUGAAGCAGGAAAGUCAAAACCUGAGUGGGGAAAAAGCCAGAGAGGAGAAAUCAGCCGCCACUGAAUGUUCCCCCACUGCCAGCUCUCCCCCCAUUGACCCCAGCGCCUCAGUCCCUCAGUCUGCCUUUGAGCGUAUGAGUGUAUCUCUACCAGAGCAGACGGAGCAGAGGAGACUGGCCUGGAUGAGGGACUGCACUUCCUGGUCCAAACUCUCCCUGCAGAACAAGAGGAAGCAGCAGCAGGGGAUCAGGACCCAGAGGAGGAGGAGGGCCGCUGAGGGGAGCGGUUUACCCCUCCUCUGCCCAGAAACACUCCUUCAGUCUGGGGCCUGGAACUCCCCUCAGGAGGUGACCACAGUUGUUCUGGAGGAUCUCCCUGGCUGUAGCCUCUCUACUUUGUCCCAAUGCCCCAGACUGCAGACCCUCACCAUGAGACGCUGUGGCCUUAAAUCCCUGGAGGGCCUCAGUCAAUGCACAGAGCUUCGCUACAUCGAUGUACAGGACAACUCAAUCACGUUUGUGGACUGUGAGAAUCUGGCUAACCUCCGAGUUCUUCGACUUGGCCGGAACCGUCUGACAUCCAUUCAUGGUCUGGCUGGUGCUGUGGAUCUGGACGUUCUGGAGCUCUCGCACAACUCCAUCACCCGCAUCGGUGGUCUGGAGCCAUUGAAGAGGCUGCAGAAGUUAUUGUUGGACCACAACCAGCUGAUCAGUACUAGAGGACUGAGAGAGGUGUACACGCUGCUACACCUGGACUUGUCUCACAACCAUCUGUCCAGUGUAGAGGGCCUGGACAACUGUGCUCUGCUCAACACACUGGACCUGACAGGAAACAAUCUCACUGAGCUACCCAGUCUGAGGAACCAGGUCCUCCUGGUGGAGCUCCAUCUGGAGGACAACAGCAUCUCCUCACUGGAGGGCCUGACAGCCUGCUGGCUCCCCCUGAUGCAGCUCCUCUCUGGGGCCCAAAACAGUAUAACCCAACUGCCAUCACUGUGUCAUUUUGUGUCACUGGAGAAGCUGGACAUCAGAGACAACUGCCUCUCAGAGCUGCAGAACCUGUGUGAGAGUCUGCAGGGAUGUCCACUCCUCCGAGAGGUCCAUCUCACUGGGAAUCCCCUUCAGCAAGAGACCAUGUGGAGGUCCAGUCUGCAGAGGUCUGUGCCGGGUCUACAGGCCAUAGACGGGCAGCCUGUCGGCUCCUCUCCUGGUCCUGGUCUAGUCAGGGCCCUGCUGCCUCAGAACAGCUUUCUAGCUUUCUGUCAGGCACAGCUCCAGCAGCUCCACACACUGCAGCACAGCCACACAGCACAACUCAGCGGUGCUCUCCCUCCCCUGGAUGCUUUGAGGCGCUCCCUCCAGCUCCAUGAUGAAGCUGUACAGCUGGCUGAGGAGCACAGAUACGCUCACGAAUAUGGAGACACCAGCAUCACCGACAUACAGGAUGACGGUCACAGGAGUGACACUGCCAGGGUUAGCAGGAUCCCUGCCGAAAAGUCUGACGUAGAGGGUAUGGACAGACAUGGUGGUGUCACGAGUGUCACGAACAGGAAGCAACCUGAAAAGAAGUCCUGUGGAAACACAAACACCUGGCCACAUGUGGUUCCCCUCAUCAGCCCAGCCAAUGACAACAGUGAAAAGCUGCUUCAGCCCCCAGCAUACAGAUCCAUCAGCAGUCUAGGGACUGUGUCCACUAGGCCCGAGUUGAAGCCAGCAACGCCAGCUAGCUACACCUGUUCCAGCUCUACCUUCUCUGAGGAAAAAACGUCCCAUGCCACUGCCAAGCCCAGCAGUUCACCCUUCCCCAAAGCUCACAUCAAGCUGGACCUCAAAACCAUGGCAGCUGUGGUGAUCCAGCGUCACUGGAGAGGACACAGAGGACGUCAGAGGAUCCAGCUGCGUCCACCUCCAGGAGAGGGGCAAGGAGGAAGAAGGGGAAGAGCGAGGGGAAGAGUAGACACAGGACCCGGCCAUACUGGGUCAGAGCAGAGCCGUCUGGAACCAGAUUACGCUGCAACUGCCAUCCAGGCGGUUUGGAGAGGCUUCGCUCUGAGGAGGAGGCUGGCUGCUGCUCUGGCCCAGGCUCGGGGCUUCAACCCCGGAGAUCACGAGGCCUUCGAGGAGGUGAACCUGGAUGAAUUUGUCUUUGAUGAGAUGGCACUAGAGAGAGACUGGAUGAUGACUUCUCUGCUGUCUGACGAUUCACCUCCCAAAACCCUCCUUCAUUCUCCUCCAUUCCCAGACCAGCUGCUUGGUCCAAAGCGUCCUCUGAAUCAUCCAGAUGCCAACCAGCAGACCAGCCCACCUGUUCUUCUGUGGAAGCCCAAGCAGGCCUGGAUGGGUGGGGAGAGAGCAGAGCCUGCUGAGCAUAGAGUUUCCCUUGACAGCAUCAGCAGAACUAAAUCUCCUGUCUCCACGUCAGGGCUCAGUGGUCUUUCUGAGAGAUCAGAGAAGAUUCUGGAGGAGUGGGGGUUCAGAGACAGCCACACUGCUCUGAUGAUGCUGAAGAGAGCUCAGAAGAUGAAGUCUAAGAAGCAGAGGCAGAGAAAACUAUUGGACCCAACUGUACGCCUGGCCCUUUUCAGGAACCAUAGCAACCAGCAUGCCCCUAUGGAAGCUCCAAAGAAGCCCUCUCCAGAGAGGAGAGACUACAUAAAGGCUCACCAGGCAGAACUAGCCCUGGAGGGAACAGGCAGAUUGGACCAAAUGCGGUUAAACCAGCAAGCACCAGGGAGGGUGGACCAAAUGCUGUUGAACCAGUACGCAACAGAGAGAGUGGACCAAACACUGGUGAACCAGGAACGCACUUACCAGUGGCUCCACACCCAGCCUGUGCACUCUGACAGCAGACGUCCUGAGAGUGAUGGUUUCCUCCCAGAGAUUGACCCAGACGUACUGAAAGGAGGCAGAGUGCAGCUCGUGGCUGUAGCAGGGUACAGAGAAGGUCCAGACCAGGCCCCGAUGUCGCGGGCCAGCGGAACGUCAACCUCCCCGCCUCACAAAGAACACAAUCAAGCUCGGAGAAACUUUAUGGGGCAACUAAACAAAGAAGCACCUUCUCCCCAAAGAGUGACCUCUGCCUCAUCUAAAAAGGAGCGCAUGUCUUUCCGGGAUAACCCUGUCCAGAUGAGUGGUGGCUGGGGAGGGGGCAAAAAAAGGGACAAACUGCACAAGUAACAAGACAUUUGUUAAUUACCAAGAAACUGGUUUAGCUUCAUUCACUGUAUGUCCAAAACAGUAAGCAUGACAACCAUUAUUCUGUUCACAGUAACUUUUUGACAGUCCCAUACAGUAUAUGCAUUAUGUUGACAUUUAAUUCUGAAACGUUUUACUUUCCUCCCCCCAAAAGUUUUGAUUGUCAUUAAUCUCCUAUGCUAAAAUUCCUUGCAGCUGCCUUUUCGCUCUCAGAUCGGGCUCGGCCUCCGUGGGUCUUCUGAAAAUUAAUUAAAAGCAAUGGGAGAAGCCCAGCCCAAAUAUCUGCAGGCGUUUUCAUGCUGGUCAUUAUGCAUGGAUAUCGCUGCCUUAAUGCGACCUCAGCCAACACCGGAACGCAUGGAGCGAAGUCCCAAAACGCUCAACAAAUCACACGCUUAAUAUGCAGACAAUGGUUGGAAAUAAGAAACAGAGCAUUUCUAUUCUAAUUGUUAGGAUGUUUGUAUUUUGAUUUCAUUUAGAUUUAUUUUACAAGCUUUCCAGACUGGUCUCUGCUGCUGGGGUAUAGUAGCCUUUGGUAAAAGAAAAUAUAGAAUUUAGAAUUGGCUCCCGUGUGGCUGAGUUGGUAGAGCAUGGCACUUGCAACACCAGGGUUGUGGGUUUGAUUCCCAUGGAGGACCAGUAUGAAAAGAAAGUAUGAAAAUGUAUGAACUCACAACUGUAAGUCGCUCUGGAUAAGAGCAGCUACUAAAAUGUACAUGUAGAAGGUGUCUUAUCUUAGAUGUUGCAUAUCUAAGAAAAAUGUUGCUUUUUUAAUGCUACUUGAUUCUUGCUUAAGUUGAUGAAGUGGCACUUUUACUCAGAUGUUAAUAAUCAAGGUAAAUACAUUUGAUAUUGUAAAAUAAUGAUUAUAUUCAAGUUUCUUUUUUGAUUUUACUAUCAUAUACACUGAGUGUUCAAAACAUUAGUCACACCUGACAUAGGUGAAUCCAGGUGAAAGCUUUGAUCCCUUAUGGAUGUCACUUGUUAAAUCCACUUCAAUCAGUGCAUAUGAAAGGGAGGAGUCAGGUUAAAGAAGGAUUUUUAAGCCUUGAGACAAUUGAGACAUGGAUGGUGCAUGUGUGACAUUCAGAGGCUGAAUGGGCAAGACAAAAGAUUUAAGUGCCUUUGAAUGGGGAGGUAUGGUAGUAGGUGCCAUGCGCACCGGUUUGAGUGUGUCAAGAACUGCAACGAUGCUGGAGGUUUUCACCCUCAACAGUAUCCCGUGUGUAUCAUGAAUGGUCCACCACCCAAAGGAUAUCCAGCCAACUUGACACAACUGUGGGAAGCAUUGGAGUCAACAUGGGCCUGCAUCCCUGUGGAACGCUUUCGACACCAUGUAGAGUCCAUGCCCCCGACAAAUGGGGAAGGUGUUCCUAAUAUUUCAUACACUCAGUGUAAAUACAGUACACAGUAGAGUCUGCCGAUUUGAACUAAGUUUGGAGUUGCGGAUAUCCAGAGAUGUUGCCAGACAGCGUGUCAGAGCAGCCGCAGCUUUAAGUAAAGCGCAAACAUUGGUGUUACAAUUGUGUUUUUUAUUUUUUAUUACCAGCUGCACACUACAAUGGUUCUUGUUCUGUGUAUUUGGAUUUCAGAUUCCAUCCAACCACAAACACCGCCUUACCAAAGCGGCUAACCCUGGGGUUGAAGGUUCAUCGCUUGUCUGUUGGCGGUAAAUGUUCUGUUAAUGAAUGUGAAAACAAAUAGAUGGAGCUGCAGAGGAGAGUGGCUCCCUGGCAGGAAA
Salmo salar (Atlantic salmon) is the source of this 6574-nucleotide messenger RNA. RefSeq names its product leucine-rich repeats and IQ motif containing 1 (gene lrriq1). The record is from RefSeq and is a predicted model, not a curated record. Gene Ontology annotation, molecular function: protein binding. NCBI's taxonomy places the organism in Eukaryota, Metazoa, Chordata, Actinopteri, Salmoniformes, Salmonidae.